AUGAAUCCUGAACAGCCACGCAGAGCGGCAACUGUGCCUCUGCCCGUUCCUCAAUCUCACCAAAAUCCGCCUCCAGCUCCGCCUCUUCCCCCGCAACAGCGAGCUCGCAAUGCUCUGAACAGGUUUCUAGGUUUUCCUGCCAGAGCUGCCGAUGCAGACGGCGAAGGGCGCGAUGGUUCUGGUACGGGGCUAAAGGAUGUCCAGAGACUCCCUAGUUUAUCCGCGUACAAUGCCAGCGCUAGCCACAAAACUGGGCUAGAGAUCAAUUCCUUGUCCAUCAACGACGAAGGCAGCCAUGCUAUUCUUGCUGGGCGAGACAUCCUUAAAACAAUCCGUGUUGAUGAAGGAAGCUGCACAGAAGAUAUCAACAUCCGAGCUGCCAUUCGCAACUACAGUGCUCAUACUUCUGGGAGAUCAAAGGACAACAUCAACAUAUCAGAUGUUGCUUGGGGAAAGGGCAAUUUUGGCAACUACAUAGCCGCUGCGAACGCCAACGGACCCAUCACGUUAUACGACCUCAAUCAUCCUGGUAUCGAAGUUGCGCAGCUUAAGGAACACCGCCGGCAAAUUCACAGAGUCACGUUCAAUCCACAUGCUGGCCAGCAUUUUCUUUCUGCCAGUCAAGAUGGAACCGUCCGUCUAUGGGAUCUCCGCGAUGUGAGGAGAGAUGCCAAUACCUUUCCAAGCAGAUUCACUACCAGCGGUCAGAACGAGGGUGUGCGAGACGUUAAGUGGUCUCCAACUGAUAUCUUCGAACUAGCCAUGUGCACGGAUGGUGGCUUUGUCCAGAGAUGGGACACUCGCAAGCUCAAAAGCCCAUUGACGCGUAUCGCGGCUCACACAGGCCCUUGUGCGACAAUUGACUGGCAUCCUGAUGGCAAACAUCUACUGAGCGCCAGUUCGGACAAGACGGUCAAAGUAUGGAACAUCUCUGCUGAAGGCAGAAGACACAAGGCUGUAUACGAGAUCAAGACGCCGUAUCCCUUGCGCCAUGCUAGAUGGAGACCGUCUUGUCAAUCAUCGUGGCCGACAGGCCGGGGCUCGAGGCAGUGUACCCAAAUUGUCACCUCCUACGAGCGCGACCAUCCCACUGUGCAUAUCUGGGACUUCCGCAGACCAUGGCUACCUUUUCGAGAGAUGGAAGGCUACCAGACUGCACCAACGGAUCUUUUGUGGCAUUCCCAAGAUCUUUUGUGGACGGUCAACCGUGAGGGCAUGUUCCUUCAGCAUGACAUCAAGUAUGCCAAAAAGGUCAUGGAUAAACGCAACAUGCAAGCCUUCGCUAUUUCCCCACUCGGAGAGUUCAGUCUGGCAACACAGAAGAGAGCGACUCGUCUCAGACCAGGUCUCAAUCGUGGCGACAGCGAAGCGUUCAUUCGCCACCGUCGAAACGGCCUGUCACCUUCUGAGACGAUUGCGCAUACCUCCAGUCGAGGAUCUCAUGAUGAUACCAUUGAUGAUACUUUCUUAAGCAGCUCUUACGGCAAACGCCAUGCAAGAUCUCCUAGUGCCAAACUUGGCAAAUCGUCUAAUGAAUCACCGCCAACAUAUGAUGUGAGCUCCACUCGUACGGUCAGUCUUGAAGACGUUCUGAAAGCUGGUCGAGCGUACAAGCCGGGUCAAUCCGCUGCCCGUGGCCGCCUGCCUGGAAGUCCAAAUCUGUUACUCAUUCAAUACUUUGCGAAGCAAUACACGACAAGAGUUCUUCCCGAGCCUCCUUCAGUCGAUGCAUUCAUAAAAGUACACGAGGUUUUUGAGCGUAACGCAACUCAUGCUCAGAAGGCAUCACUGUAUCGCUUGGCUCAGUCUUGGAGGAUGAUGGGUCAAGCAGUUAUGACAGAAUUGCUAACCAGAGCAAAUCUCCACCGCGGAUUGCGAGUGAAGAAUGAGACUGGUCCUCGCAAGAGUUUAUUAGAUGAAUCGCCCUUUGCUAGAAGGACAAGAAGAUGGCUUGGAUCAACAGAACGCAGGCUGAGCUCAAAGCCUGGUACACCAUUGAGCCGACCACUAAGGACGAUGGAAUCACGCUCCACUGUUCAGCCCGAUAGCACCUCGAAUGUUCCUACGCCAAUUGCAAGGCCUGUCAAAGAUCGGCCUGAGUUGGAACGAGCUCCACUCAAGGAGAUAGACACAGACGAAAGCCUUACGCUGCCCCCUUCACUCCUGACUCCCUCCGAAAUCAAACAAAAUAUCGAAGAACAGAGUCGAGCCACAUUACAGGCAGUCGAUCAUCGAGGUAUAGAGCAUCGCAACUCUUGGUAUGGCUCUGUGCAAAAUUAUCAGGACAAGCGAGAGGCAAUCAGCAACUGGAGACAACCCCUAAAAGAGCCGCUUAAUCUGGAGGACGAAUCUAACGAACGACCUAAACCUACAAGAUACAACUCCGACGAAAGUUUUGGCAUGUUUCCAUCUUUGUCUUCUCGAGACGCUUCAGGGCCUGCUUCUUCUGUUGCUAGCAGAUCGGACCUCAUGGAAGCUGUGCAGGAAAAUCUACGAUCGGAAGGAUCAUAUGGUUCGAUGAACUUGGGAAGUAGCUCAUCUUCUGAGCCAAUGCUUAGUCAAAGCUAUCAAGCCAGACAGGAUAUUCCAGAAGAUCAGAGUCAAGGAAGCGUCGCUGUAUCUUCUUCAGAGAGUGAUCACGAAGGUGCUAUGGUAGUUCCUGCUCCAAAAGAGAAUAAAGAUGCCCCUGCAAGAGACAUACCUCGAGAUAUGCAAACUCUAGCUUUGAACAAUCAGCAGAGCUUCACGUCCGAGAUUGAUGCCUUUCCCAGUCAACGGAAUCAUCCUGAAGAUGUUGACAAUAUGGAAGCUAGUGGCACCAUCAUUCCGCACCUGAUGCCGUCAAAAAAUGCUUCUGUUGACUCGACCAAAACGCCCUUCAUCACUGCCGACUUCCUAGCUUCUGAUUACAACAUUGAUGCCGAGAAGAACAAACCGUUCCGCGUGGUUAAUAUGCUAAAUCACUUGCUCGACUAUCAUACUAUGAAGGUUCCCGAUGCACAAGCGGCCACCAACUUCAUCUUCAUGUUGACGCCCCUAUUGCCUGAGACUCAUGCACUCCCACAGGCAAGUAUUGAUGCGACUAUCGCUGUAUACAGCGAGUACUUCACUGCCAUGGGAUACAGCGAUAUGGAGAUUUACAGUCUGUUCUCGACUUCAUUCGAACAUCUUAUCAAGGCAGGACUGCAACCCCUCCAAGCAGAAAGCAUCAUCAGCACCUAUCACAGCCAGUUGCAGCAUCUUGGGUUAUUCAGCAAUGCUGCCUAUCUGCGUCGUGUCAGCUAUCCCAUGUACCCAUCAGUCUACGAAGGAGGGCUUAAAGACACUCAAGUUAGCUUCAUGUGUGGCACCUGCAGAAAACCCAUUAACACUCCAAAUAAGAUGCGUUGUGAAAACUGUACACAGCGCCAGGAUCCAUGUCCAAUCUGCUGGUGUGACACGAGUCCAUUCGAAGCUCCUGCCAAGAUCAAGACACGAGCAGGAGGAAACAGAAAAUCUGCCGUCGAACCCUUCGUUCGACCAGCAACUGCCGGAGACGAUGAUGAUGAAACUCAACAAGACGACACGGAAGCGGCACAGUUACAGAAGAACGCCUUGUACUCUACGUGCUUGCUUUGCAACCAUUCAGCUCAUGCGGCUUGUCUGCGGACUUGGCACUCCCAACCCCCAUCCCACGUCGAUGUCUCUCCGACUUCUGUAUCCACAUCUGAGGGCGCUUGUCCUACUCCUGGCUGUUUCUGCGCGUGCACUCCAGGACCUCGACGCAACGAGUUGCUGGACACUGUUGAGCGGAGAGAGCGGGAGAAGAGUGUGCGUGAGGAUGACUGGGUUGUGGCAGAGUCUAGGGCCGCGCAGACGGCUGCUACACUGGCGGGUGGCAGGAGCAAGAGUGGAGUAGGUGCGACGACACCAAAUGAAGAGGUUGGCAGUGGCAGGCGAGAGAAGAGGAGCGUUGGAUUCAGGAAAGGCUAG
This is a messenger RNA of Aureobasidium melanogenum CBS 110374, 3972 nucleotides long. RefSeq lists its product as uncharacterized. NCBI's taxonomy places the organism in Eukaryota, Fungi, Ascomycota, Dothideomycetes, Dothideales, Saccotheciaceae. The transcript is spliced from 2 exons. The record is from RefSeq and is a predicted model, not a curated record. Gene Ontology annotation, molecular function: protein binding. Gene Ontology annotation, biological process: positive regulation of TOR signaling. The coding region runs from base 1 to 3972 and encodes 1323 amino acids.